AUGGCUGUGAAGAAGAUAAAUGGAUAUCCUGAAGGCACUCUGCCUGAGGAGCUACUUAAGCUGCUACAAUCAAUAGCCUCGAACCGGGGAAAUUCGAUGGAUAUUGCAAAUCUAAAGGUUGUUCAGUUGAGCGGGGCGAUGACAAAUGAGAUAUACCGAAUAAGCUGGACCACAGACUCCGAUGAUGAUCGUCCAAACACAGUUCUUGUCAGAAUGUACGGUGAAGGGGUCGACCACUUUUUCGACCGUGACGAUGAAAUUCGGACCUUCGAGUGCCUCUCGGCAAACGGUCACGGCCCUAAACUCUUGGGCAGGUUUCGUGAGGGGAGAGUCGAAGAGUUUAUUCAUGCAAGAACUCUAUCGGCAGCAGACCUUCGCGAUCGAGAAACAUCUGCUCUAAUAGCUUCGAAAAUGAGAGAGUUUCAUAAUUUGGAUAUGCCUUCGCCCAAAAACGUUGUCUUGUGGCAACGGUUAAGAAAAUGGGUGAAUGUGGCGAGAGAUUUGUGUUCGCAAGAACAUGUAAAGGAAUAUCGGCUCGACAGCUUAGACGAAGAAAUCAGCUUACUAGAGAAGUUCGUAUCGCGGGACGGGCAAGAGAUUGGAUUUUGCCAUAAUGAUUUGCAAUACGGUAACAUUAUGAUCGAUGACCGGAAUAAAACCAUCACCAUAAUCGAUUAUGAGUAUGCGAGUUACAAUCCGGUGGCGUAUGAUAUAGCAAAUCACUUCUGUGAGAUGGCCGCAGAUUAUCACACGGAUACGCCUCACGUCUUGGACUACGAUAAAUAUCCCGGUUCAAAUUUUGAACAUUCAAUAUUUAGAGUAAUUAAUUAUGCAGGGCAAACAAAUAGUGUGACGAGCUUGGAUGAGCUUGAAGACGACAUAAACAAGUACACUCUGCCAAACCACAUCUUCUGGGGACUCUGGGCCUUAAUCUCGGCGUACGUUAACCAUAUCGAGUUUGAUUACUUGGAAUACGCAAGACAGAGGUUCGAGCAAUAUUGGUCGAAAAAGAAGGAGAUCUUGAACCUGCAACAAUGUCCGGGGACGAGAGUUGUUUGUUAA
This is a messenger RNA of Striga hermonthica, 1062 nucleotides long. Lineage: Eukaryota; Viridiplantae; Streptophyta; Magnoliopsida; Lamiales; Orobanchaceae. The record is from the annotation of a GenBank genome assembly.